GCGACUCCAACCUCACGUGCCGCGACACCAACCCCACGCCCACUCCCCGCUUCAAUCGACCGAAUCCGCUGCCAUCGACCGCCGCAACCACGCUCCCAUCCCCAGCACACCGCCACAGCAGCCAUGGACUCGUUGGUGGCGCAGUACAGCCGCCCCAUGGACGCGGAUGAGGGCCAGACCGAGCAGCAGCAGCUGGAGCUCUACAGCGGCGCGCCAGAGGCAUCUCUCAAGUUUGCCCUGCCCCCAGUCGCCCAAGCACAAUCAUGGCUCCGCGCAAUGACAGACGACUACUCCAACCCCAACUGCCCCAUCAAGAUUGCCCACGGCACCACAACCCUCGCCUUCCGGUUCAAGGGCGGCAUCAUCGUCGCCACCGACUCGCGAGCGACGGCCGGCAACUGGAUAGCAAGUCAGACAGUGAAGAAGGUCAUCGAGAUCAACAGCUGCUUGCUGGGAACCAUGGCCGGUGGCGCUGCUGACUGCCAAUACUGGCUCGCAUACUUGGGCAUGCAGUGCCGUCUCCACGAGCUCCGACACAAGCGCCGCAUCUCAGUCGCCGCAGCCUCCAAGAUCCUCUCCAACCUGGUCUACUCGUACAAGGGCAUGGGCCUGAGCAUGGGCACCAUGUGCGCCGGUGUCACCCCGCAGGAAGGCCCCGCGCUCUACUACAUCGACAGCGACGGCACCCGCCUCGCCGGCAACCUGUUCUGUGUUGGCUCCGGCCAGACCUUUGCCUACGGUGUGCUCGACGCAGAGUACAAGUACGAUCUGGAGGACGCCGAGGCGCUGGAGCUCGGAAAGAGGAGCAUUCUGGCCGCCACCCACCGUGACGCCUACUCGGGUGGCUUCAUCAACCUGUACCACGUCAAGGAGGACGGAUGGGUCAAGCACGGCUUCAAUGACACCAACCCCAUCUUCUGGGAGACAAAGCUGGAGAAGGGCGAGUUCUCCAACGUCACCAGUGAGCUGGUAUAGCGGGUGUGGACGAGUAGAGCUGUAGAGAUCUGCCAAGCCUCGUCAGGCUGCAGCAAGAAGACUAGAGCCCGUAGAACGGGCAUCAGACGACAUGAAUGAAUGAAAGCAUGCACAACGAUACCACUCAAG
Molecule: messenger RNA, 1104 nt
Organism: Didymella exigua CBS 183.55
Lineage: Eukaryota; Fungi; Ascomycota; Dothideomycetes; Pleosporales; Didymellaceae
Product: proteasome subunit beta type-5 precursor
Exons: 4
Coding region: 124-975 (283 amino acids)
Cellular component (GO): proteasome core complex
Molecular function (GO): threonine-type endopeptidase activity
Source: RefSeq, a predicted model, not a curated record